GCCGCCUUACGACUGAAAACUGCCUCGUAGAAGGUACUACAGAACUGGCAAUAUGGUGCACGUGGUGGAUCGGACCAUUCAACUUGGUUACUUGCUUGCAUUUCCAUAGGUCGGCAAUAUGCUAAAGCCAGAGACAGGUGAAUCUCAUGAAAUCUUUCCAUCCAACGACACUCAUUCUGACUGCACAGCUUUGACAUUCUAGGUCUCGGGAAAGGAAGACGACGUCGCCUGCUGCACUCUCGUGUUUCACACAGCUGUCCUUUACCUAAACUGUCUCGAGAAUGGACAUAGCGUUCCAGUUUAACAACGUCGUCAUCGUGGUCUUAUUCUAUCGCCGAAGUCAUCUGCGAACCGCCUUCGGGAACUUGCUUUCGUCUAGAAAGCACGAAAAUUUCCCGGCUCGAUCAACCGUAGCACAACUAUGAUGUCCGUGGUUCCUAGCAGUCCGAUGGUUUGGAUCGGAGACGCUCGAUUGCUUUGUCGUUCAGUAUGGGGAUGGUUAUUCGAGGGACUCAGUGCGUCUAACUCCUGCGCUCCGGAUUGCUUACGACCGAGUUGCGGUGAGCUGACAACCAAGACGUUUUCUAUGUCUCUUAGGUGAACUCCGAUCCUCUAUCGCCCAAUGCAGGACAUACCCUUGACCAUAAGCUAUGCCCGUCCACUCUCUAGUUGGAUAUUUCUCUGGCGCACAUGUAUUCCCAGUCCUUUCCUGCCCCUUCGUUUGAGCCUCCUAGCUUCUUGCACGUAUAAGUAAGAGGCAUCCCACCACUAAACAGACCUAUUUUCACAAUUCUCAAUAGCCAUUCACCAUGCCUGGCCUCAACGCAUCCUCUUUCCUCUCGUCCGACUUCGUUGUCAUUCAGCAUGACUCCCCUAGCGAGUUCCUCGCUGCAGCAUACCCCACUCUUCGACGACAUGAGGCAUCUGCCAACAUCGUACUUGCUCAUGCACUUAAAAGGGUUACCACGGAAGCCGCUAUGGCAGGCUUUCAGUUCAUCUGCGAUGCCGACGUCGAAGACAUGUUGGCAUGUGCGGAUGAAUAUUCAACGACCCCACAUAAAACCUCUUCCGCAUUUUGGCUCACCUUAUGGGGCCGUCCUACCCCUUCGUCUCCGCUGAGACUUGAGGUUGUUCUCUCAUGUGUCGACUGGACAUUAGGAGAAUAUCCUAUUUUCUUGUGGACGCCUCAUACAGACAAAGCUGCUUCGUCUGCGUGGUCAGAACCGAGGAUGACUUGUAUCACCCAACACCUGGAACAUUGCGUUUCUCCAGAACGUGUAUUCUCAGUAUUCGGCUUCACACCUCUCGUCAAGACGUUCUCCAGGCAGUGGUCCAGUAUGACCGGAUACGCCAUCGAACCCGAGCCGUUCUACGCGGCGUAUUUCUCGUACUGCAACGUGGAUACAUUCAAGCAAUCGAAAGCUUCGCUGCCGGAAGGGCACAGGCUCAGGCGAGCUACACUGGCGGACUUGAGUCAGGUCGCCCAAUUAUGCAAGGAAUUUGCCGAUGAUACGAUCUUCUUUCCCCUAACGCUCGACAGGGCGAUGAUCGAAGCCCGCGAGCUUAUAUUAAAACGACAAAUCUGGGUCUAUGACGCUCAGGGGGACAUCUCCACUAUCUGCGCGGUGACGAGAAACACUCAUCGAGUGUCAGCCAUCACAAAAGUCUACACCACUCCCCGUUGGCGGAGGAGAGGCUGCGCUGAACUGUUGGUCAGGGAUGUAACGGCGAGGCUGUUGUUUGAAUGCGGGAAGGACAAUGUUGUGCUGUAUGUCGGACACGAAAAUAGCGCACAAAAGGUGUAUGAUCGGGUCGGAUUUGUAGGUCUUUGCGGAAAAGACAAGCCCGUCGGUGUCGAAGACUCUUUGGAACUUGGGAUCUGCGGAACAAAAAGAGGACAUUGGUGACCUAUCCCCAUCCUCACUAAUCGACUUUUCUAUUUAAAACACAUCCUAACCUAUUGGACAUUAAUACUUAUCUUAGCAUGAUUCUGUUGAUAGUAGCAUCACGCUAGUCUCAGAAGCGUACCAAGAUUUGUAACAAUGAGCUUAGUACACACUUCGAUGUACAAUAAUCUUCAUAAUCAGUUACGAACGAAGUCCUCGCUCUUUCCUCCCUC
This is a messenger RNA of Somion occarium, 2119 nucleotides long. The record is from the annotation of a GenBank genome assembly. NCBI's taxonomy places the organism in Eukaryota, Fungi, Basidiomycota, Agaricomycetes, Polyporales, Cerrenaceae.